AAAUAGUCAUUGCUUUUCUUCAUCCUUUGUUUCUCUCUCUAGACUUUCAUCGUCGGCGUCAAACCACCCACCCAACCCAAACCAACCCAUUCAUCAUUUUCAUCUUCACAAAAUCAUACCAUUUCCAUCAUCAUAUCCCAUUUUAUAUAUAUCUAAUCUAUACAUAUACAUACGUGUAUAUAUACUCAUCAUCAUCAUCUCAAUCUCCAUCCCCAAUUGUAAAUUUAAUCACAACCCUAAUUCUAUUCACAAUCUGGUUUUGGUCAGAAGGUCUAAGUUUGAGUGUUAACGAAUGCUGAAAGUGUAAGGAGGGUUUGGUAAAAUGUUGGAGGCACCGAAGUUUACAGGCAUGAUGGGCCUAAACAAUGGCCAUGAUAAUUUUGUUGACCUGUCACAAGGGUUUUAUCAUAAGCUCGGUGAGGGUUCAAACAUGUCAAUCGACAGUUUCAACAGCUUACAGAUGAGCAACGGUGGAGGUUCGGUUGCAAUGUCUCUAGAUAACAGUAGUGUCGGGUCCAACGAAUCUCACACUCGUAUAUUAAAUCACCAAGGUCUCAAACGUAACAAGAAUUAUACUGAUGCUCAGAGUGUUAAUAGAGGACGUGUGUCUCAGGGUUUAAGUGACGAUGCCUUGGCCCGAGCCCUACUGGAUCCUCGUUUUCCCACCGAGGGGCUUGAGAAUUUCGAUGAAUGGACAAUUGAUUUAAGGAAACUCAGCAUGGGACCCGCUUUUGCACAAGGUGCUUUUGGGAAGCUGUAUAAAGGUACUUACAAUGGUGAGGAUGUUGCUAUCAAGCUUCUUGAAAAACCUGAAAAUGACUUAGAUCGGGCUCAGCUUAUGGAGCAACAGUUCCAGCAGGAAGUAAUGAUGCUUGCAAGAUUAAAGCACCCGAACAUAGUAAGGUUUAUUGGUGGGUGCCGGAAACCAAUGGUGUGGUGUAUUGUAACAGAAUAUGCGAAGGGUGGCUCAGUUAGGCAGUUUUUGACUAAGAGACAGAACCGAUCGGUACCUUUGAAGUUAGCGGUGAAGCAGGCUUUGGAUGUUGCUAGGGGAAUGGAAUAUGUACAUGCACUUGGAUUGAUUCAUAGAGAUUUAAAAUCGGACAAUCUUCUAAUUUCAGCUGAUAAGUCAAUCAAGAUUGCUGACUUUGGAGUUGCUCGAAUUGAGGUGCAGACCGAAGGAAUGACACCAGAAACCGGAACUUACCGCUGGAUGGCUCCGGAAAUGAUCCAGCAUAGGCCUUACACACAGAAAGUAGACGUGUACAGCUUCGGUAUAGUGCUCUGGGAGCUCAUCACUGGAAUGCUUCCAUUCCAAAACAUGACAGCUGUGCAGGCGGCGUUUGCUGUUGUUAAUAAAGGAGUCCGCCCGACCAUCCCACAAGACUGCCUUCCAGUACUUGGUGAAAUCAUGGUUCGCUGCUGGGACGGAAAUUCAGAUGUGAGACCACCAUUUACCGAAGUUGUGAGAAUGUUGGAACAUGCGGAGAACGAGAUUAUGACCACAGUCCGGAAGGCUCGGUUCAGAUGCUGCAUAAGUCAACCCAUGACUACUGAUUGAUGAUGUGUGAAGGAUGAAUAUAAGAAAAAGAAAAAGGUAAAGAAAAUCGACAGGUGAAAAAAGGAGGUGAUUUGAUGUCACCUAAAUGUGUAUCUAUUAUCAGGGUAAAAUUUCUUUCUUUCAGAUAGGGUGAACAAAGGAAGAAAAUUAUAAUAUGAACUACUUGUUUUAUGGCUUUUUAUUUUUGUUCUUUUGCUUUUUGCUUUUAUCUUAUGUUGUUGAAUAUUUAUGGAUUGUGUUGCUGAAUUAGUAGUAAUGGAGAAGAUUUGUGUUGUAUUUAUCCACAUAUAUAUAAGAUAUGAUCAUAAUUGCUAUGAUA
Molecule: messenger RNA, 1880 nt
Organism: Erigeron canadensis
Lineage: Eukaryota; Viridiplantae; Streptophyta; Magnoliopsida; Asterales; Asteraceae
Product: serine/threonine-protein kinase STY13-like
Exons: 3
Coding region: 323-1561 (412 amino acids)
Biological process (GO): protein phosphorylation
Molecular function (GO): protein kinase activity; ATP binding
Source: RefSeq, a predicted model, not a curated record